AUGACUGAUCAACCGAAUUCGUCUAAGAAUGCUGAUUCGGAGAAAUUUAACCCAAAGGAGUUUUUAAUGCAUCCGAUCAAUUACAUUCGAUCGUUUUGCGCGGCCAAAGAUGAAUCCACAAUGCCUCACUACAAGCUCACUUAUUUCGACUUGCGUGGACGAGCUGAGGUAUCCCGUCAAUUGUUCGCUCUUGCCGGCGUUCCAUACGAGGACAAUCGGCUCAAUUUCGAGCAAUGGCCGGCAUUCAAACAAACAACUCCAUUCGGUCAAAUUCCACUUCUCGAGGUUGACGGGACGAUGAUCGCUCAAUCGAUCACGAUCGCACGCUUUCUGGCGCGUCGUUUCGGCUACAUCGGUGCCAAUGAUAUCGAGGCAGCUCAAAUCGAUUCUUUAGCCGAUGUGAUCAUGGAUUAUCACAAUGAACAGAAGCAUUUCUUUCCGGUUUUGAUGGGCAGAAUGCCCGGGGAUAAGGACGCUCUCUACAAGGAGAUUUACGAGCCGGUCCGAGACAAAUAUCUGCCGAUUCUCGUCGAGAAAUUUUUGAAGAAAAACCCGAAUGGAUACUUGAUCGGCUCCAAGGUCUCUUAUGCAGAUUUGAUGUUGGCCGAGCAUAUCAGCGUUUACAUGAAUGUUCUCCCAAACGCUUUCGAUAAGUAUCCAGAGCUGAUCGCUCACAAAGAGAAAGUGCAAUCAUUGCCGGCUCUGAAGCAAUGGAUCGAGACUCGUCCGAAGACUUCAUAC
Mesorhabditis belari is the source of this 741-nucleotide messenger RNA. Lineage: Eukaryota; Metazoa; Nematoda; Chromadorea; Rhabditida; Rhabditidae. The record is from the annotation of a GenBank genome assembly.